This is a messenger RNA of Eremothecium gossypii ATCC 10895, 1707 nucleotides long. RefSeq names its product Spt20p (gene SPT20). Gene Ontology annotation, biological process: regulation of transcription by RNA polymerase II. The coding region runs from base 1 to 1707 and encodes 568 amino acids. The transcript has a single exon. Gene Ontology annotation, molecular function: transcription coregulator activity. The record is from RefSeq and is marked provisional. NCBI's taxonomy places the organism in Eukaryota, Fungi, Ascomycota, Saccharomycetes, Saccharomycetales, Saccharomycetaceae. Gene Ontology annotation, cellular component: SAGA complex.
AUGAACACCAACGCAAGCCUUGGGAUCCCAGUGAAUAGCCGGGCGGGUUCGGGCGGUAUGCAGGCGGGUCAGCGAGCGGCAAGCUCGAUAGGCGGCGCGGCGGCAGGCGGCGCGGGCGCGACGGCACAGCAGAGCACGCUUGCCGCGGCGGCAGCAAGUCAACACCAGCAGCGGCUUCUGCUCCAGCAGCGGAUGCGGCAGCAGCAGGCGCAACAGCAGAACUUCGAGCACCAGAUCUUCCAGCUACUGAUGACAUUGAAUCGGAAACCAAAGCGGCUGUACCAGUUCACGGAAGACACCGACGCGAUUCUGCGCAAGUACGAGCAGUUCAAGCCGAGCUUCGAGUUCCACAUCUACGAGAACAACUACAAGAUCUGUGCGCCGGCGAACGCGCGGCUGCAGCAGCACCAGCGGACGCCUGGGACGAACGAUGGGCUGAUCUUGAACAAAAGCAACGAGACGCUGAAGGAGUUUCUGGAGUACGUGGCGCGGGGGAUCAUCCCGGAAGCAAUUGUGGAGGUGCUGCGAGACUGCAACGUGCAAUUCUAUGAGGGGUGCCUGAUCUUGCAGGUGUACGACCACACCAACACGGUGGAUGUGAAACAGCCGCAGGGCGCGGGCGCGAAGACGGACCAGCCCGCCAAGGCGGGCGCGGCGGCCGGCGCUGCCGCCGCAGACCAGGGGCCGCCGGAGGAGCACAAGCUGGGCGGCAGCUCGAAGGACGCGACGGGGAAGGAGCGGGUGACGACACUCAAGCGGCCGCGGAUGUAUCGCACGCUACUGCGGCCGAACGACCUCACGCGCUACUACGACAUGCUUUCGUGGGCGGACCACACGCGGUUCUCGGACUCGGUGUACCAGCAGCUAGAGGCGGAGAUCCUGGCCAUAACGAAACGCAACCUGCGGCUGGAUACGCACUUGAACCCCUUCGAGCACGCCGACAAGCUGACCGACGACGAGUUCCUGCAACCGCACUGGGACGAAGAGCAGGGGAGGAUGGCUCACCCGCACCGCCCACUGAGCACCGCUAGCCUAACAAGAGGGGCGGUAGGCCAUAUCGAGCAACACGAAGAGCUUCCCCAGCAUACCUCCGCAUACGAGCAGAUGAUGCUAAUAAUGAGCGGCAGAACAACGACCACUACGACCGCCACGCUGGCCGCAUCGCUUGCGAAGCGCGCUGAAAUGAUGGGCACCUCGAGUUCCACCAAGACCGGGGGAUCGACGGGCUCCGGCAGCAGCGCCUCUGGCACAAAUUCCGUUGCUGCCGCAGCCGUUGCUGCCGCGGCAGUCGUGGGUUCCGGCGCGAAUAAUGAGAAUAACCAGUUCAGCAGACUAAAAUUCGUCGAGCAGUUCCGCCUGAACAAAGAGAAGAAGAAGCAGCAGGCACUCAACGCGAACCUGGCCCCGCCGGGGUAUAACCACCGCAUCUCGAUGUCGACCCCUCUUACUACACAGCCUGUGAAGCAGCAGGCCGGGGCCAUGCUGCAGAAUGUUGGGCCGGGCGGUAUGGGGAUGGGCAGUGCGCACACCGCGCCGAGCGAGGCAAACGGCAAGCGCGCCGGCACCGCGGACAGCGACGACAAAUCCAAACCGAAAAGGCAGCGGAAGCCCACCAAAAAGGCAGAUGGGGCGGCAGUCCCCAAAAAGAGGGUUACUAAGAAGCAACAGGCCGCGGCAGCGGCUACGCUGUCCAAUCCAGGUGUGUAG